Babesia ovata is the source of this 1068-nucleotide messenger RNA. RefSeq lists its product as uncharacterized. The transcript is spliced from 2 exons. The coding region runs from base 1 to 1068 and encodes 355 amino acids. The record is from RefSeq and is a predicted model, not a curated record. Lineage: Eukaryota; Apicomplexa; Aconoidasida; Piroplasmida; Babesiidae.
AUGCAACGCCCUAUUGCAGCUGAACAUACCUUGGUUCUUGCUGAACUGCUCGUAGAACUUCUUGAAGUCCUCCUUCUUCUCAGUGAGCUCGGAGAACAAUUCGAGGCACUUCUUAACGAGGUUCUUGCGAAUGACCUUAAGGAUCUUGUUCUGCUGGAGAAUCUCACGACUGAUGUUAAGGGGAAGGUCCUCAGAGUCAACGACACCCUUGAUGAAACCGAGCCAUUCGGGGAUCAAUUCUUCGCAGUCGUCCAUGAUGAACACGCGGCGGACGUACAACUUGAUGUUGUUCUUCUUCUUGCGGCUCUCGAACAUGUCGAAGGGGGCGCGCUUUGGGAUGAACAGCAGGGCCUUGAACUCAAGCUGACCCUCAACGCUGAAGUGCUUCACGGCCAAGUGGUCUUCCCAGUCGUUGCACAGGUUCUUGUAGAAGCUGGCGUACUCCUCGUGGGUGACCUCGGUGGGCAGACGCAUCCAGAUCGGCUUCUGCUUGUUCAACAUCUCCCACUCGCGGGUGACGGAGGUGACCUUGCGCUUCUUCUUUUCAGCGCUCUUUUCACCCUCCUUCUCCUCGCCAUCCUUUUCCUCCUCGCCUUCCUUCUCGGCUUCGUCGGUCACAUCCUUGAUCUUCUCCUCCUCCUUGGUUUCGGAGUCGGCAGCGGGCUCGGCCUCGUCGUCAGUGACCUCGGUCUCAGUGGUCUUCUCAACAGACAGGCGGAUGGGGAACGAGAUGAAUUCACUGUGCUUCUUCACAAGGUCCUUAAGGCGGCGCUCCUCGAGGUACUCAGCCUGGUCAUCCUUCAAGUGAAGGAUGAGGCGAGUGCCACGCUUCAGCUGCUCGCCGGACUCGUCCUUGGUCACGGUGAAGUGGCCGCUGGCGCUGGAUUCCCACAUGUACUGGUCGUCGUUGUUGUUCUUCGACACAACAGUGACCUUGUCGGCAACCAGGUAGGCAGAGUAGAAACCGACACCGAACUGACCGAUCAUAGACAUGUCGGCACCGGCCUGGAUGGCCUCCAUGAAGGCCUUGGUACCGGACUUGGCGAUGGUACCCAAGUUGUUGAUUAG